CCCUGUCGUGCAGGUGUUCGCACAAGUCGACAACCCUAGCGGCAACAGUUAAAAAAUGGUGUGAAACGGCGACGGAGAACGCGGCGUGCAACUGUUGGAAGCCAUCGCUUGGUCCUCGUUUUGGUCCCGGGUUUUGGUCCUCCUAUUAAUCUCCAUCUCCGCCCGGUUACCAACACACCAUUUCCAUUGCCAGUUCCAGUUCCACAUCCACACCCCCGCCAGCCAGCCAUCAACAACAACAGGAGUAACUCCAAUCUCAAAACUCUUGCAAUUCCCCUGCGAAAUGGGCACCAUCUCAUCUGUGCUGCAAUGGUCGUGCACCAAGUGCAACACGAUCAAUCCCACAGAAUCGCUCAAGUGCUUCAAUUGCGGCACGGUUCGCAAGGUGUUCCCCCAACAACAACAACUGCAGCAGCAUCAGACGCAGCAUCGAAGGGUCGCCGCCUCCUGGACAGCUGAUGAUGCACUGGAGCAGGAACAGGCUGAGAAGGAGCAGGAGAGGGACAAGGAGAAGGCCAGGGCGGCGGUUGCCAGGAGCGAAUACAAGCAUGUGUACAAAUCCCUGCUGCGUGGAUGUUUGAAAAGACCACAACGGAACAGCCAGAACCUGCCAGCCAACUGUGUGGAUUGCGAGGACACGCGCAAGUACAUCAAGAGCUCCAUCGAGCUGUACCGCCACUUCUCGAAUCCGGCCCUAAACCGCCGGUGGGUGUGCCACGCCUGCGGCACGGACAACAGCUCGGUCACCUGGCACUGCCUCAUCUGCGACACGGUCAGCUAUCUGGCGCCCAUCUACAAGGACGCCAUUGCCGCCGAUCGCGACCAGGAGCUGGCCGGAAGUCUGGGCAAUCGUGGCGAGCUGCUGGCAGCGGACCACCCUCAUCAUCAUCAUCACUACCUCCAUCAGGAGCUGGAAGAUCAGCAUCAUCACCAGCAUCAGUUACAUUCCCAGCAUUCGCACAAGAGGCACCUCAAAGGUAGAUCUGUAUCGGGAUCUGGAUCUGGAUCGGCAUCUGGACUGCGGCGCACCCAGAGCCUGAGCACCGCCAUCGACAAGAGCGCCUCCGGACGCAGCUGCCACAUCUGCUAUGCGAACAACCAAAGCAAGGACAUCUUUAAUCUGCCGCAGGUCAAACCAGCGCCGCAGCUGACAGGGAUUCCCCCCGUGGCCGCCUGCAGCAACUCUCGUUUUGCCAUCGCAAAUGACACAUUUUGCCGGCGCAAACAGAACAAUAAUAACAAGAAUCAAAACCACAAGGUGGUGCGUGAGAGCGGGGCCAGGCGAAAGUACAACUUCACCAUCACCACGCUCUCGCGCUCGGCGGCCAAAGAUUGCGGCCAGGGCCAGAUGAAGCCACUGCGCCAGCCCCUUAAUCUGAAUCUGAAUAUCCAGCAGGAGCAGCAGCAGAAGACGGCGGCGAAUCCCCAGCAGCUGCAGAAGAAGACCCAGCGGGAGCUAGCAGCAGUGAGUAUGAAUCCAACGCAGUUCACCAUUCCGCGGAACGGCGUCUUCAUAGCCGUCAACGAGUGGUCGGAGCCAACGGCCAACAGCUCCUCCAGCUCCAAUCAUCAUCAUCACCAUCAUCAUCAUCACAGCAACAGCAUCAACAACAACAGCAGUUCCAGCAGUGGCAACAAGUUGUAUGAGAACGAGUGCGUGGCCUUGGCCCAGCAGCAACUAAGAGCAGCUGCUGCCCAGGCGGCACAGGCAGCCGCCACGGCGGUGGCCAUCGCGAGCUCGCCCUCUGGCAAGGCGUCGGCGGAACCACCACCGCAAGCCACCAUACCCAUCUAUGCGCAGGUAAACAAGCAGCACAAGCUCAAGAAGAAGCAACAGAUAGCCAACGAAACGCAAACGAACAACAAUGGCAGUGGGGAGAUCAUGGAUGCGGUUAGUGACUCCCUCACAGGAUUGGGCACCAGUACCGAUGGGAACGGCGAUGCCAGUGAGUCCGAGUCGCAGGUGGAGGAGCAUUCUAUCUAUGCUAAGGUGUGGAAGGGACCACGCAAAGCGACCGAAUCGAAAAUUACGCAUGAUCCAGGGAGCAGUAGUCGCCUCUUAGUGGCAUCAUCCGCAACAGCAUCCUCUGGAGCGGCGGGAGUCGGAGCGAUAGCGGCAGCAGCAGGAGCAGUUGCUCCCACUCGUCACGACAAUAAAGCACAGUUGGGCAACAGCAACGGCAGCCGCAGCAAGAUGUGGACAUGCAUCAAAUGUUCCUAUGCCUACAACAGACUCUGGCUGCAGACCUGCGAGAUGUGCGAGGCCAAGCCGGAGCAGCAGCAACAGCAACUUCAGCAGCAACACCAUCUACAGCAGCAGCAACAGCAGGCAGGUGUGCUAUCCUUUAUCCAGGAAAAAGGAACUCCCCGUGACGAGCCUUGGACCUGCAAGAAGUGCACCCUGGUCAACUAUUCGACGGCAAUGGCCUGUGUGGUCUGCGGUGGUUCCAAGCUGAAAAGCAUCUCUUCCAUCGAGGAUAUGACGCUGCGCAAGGGCGAGUUCUGGACCUGCAGCCACUGUACGUUAAAGAACUCGCUCCAUUCGCCGGUGUGCAGUGCUUGCAAGUCGCACCGCCAGCCGCAGCUCUCGAUUGCCAUGGAGGCAGUGCGGGAGCGACCGGAUGGUCAAUCAUAUGAGGAGCAGGAUGCCGCAGCCGUCGGUGGAGGAGGCGGAGGCAGCGGAGGUAAUGUCCACCAGGCGAGCAGCAGCGAGGUUAAAGCACCCACAGCUUUAAAUCUCCCCCUGGCGUCGGUGGCGUUGCCAAUGCCGCUGCUGCAGAUUCCAACGACAUCGGCGGCCGGACUGCGUGGCUCUCGCAGUCCCUCGCCCAGGAUGCAGCCACUGCCAUCGCUCCAACAGCCGCAACAAAGGAGUUCCAGCUCUUCGGGCGCAAUACCCAAACGGCACAGCACCGGCGGCUCCAUUGUGCCCAGGAACAUCUCCAUCGCUGGACUGGCCAGCUACAACUUGCAGCAGGGCCAGGGAGUGGGCUCCGCAUCGGUGGUGCCCGCAUCGGGAGUCGGGGUCAGUUUCAGCUCAAAGAAGUGGCAGUGUCCGGCGUGUACGUACGACAACUGUGCAGCUUCCGUGGUGUGCGAAAUAUGCUCAAGCCCGCGUGGCCUGGCGAGCGCUGUUUUGGGUGAGGCUUUGGCAAGGAAGUCCAUUCGAGUGGCCCUCACCCCGGCGGAUAUUCGGCAGGAAAGUAAGCUGAUGGAGAACUUGCGCCAGCUGGAGGAGACCGAGGCGCUGACCAAGUGGCAGAACAUUAUCCAGUACUGCCGUGACAACAGCGAGCUUUUCGUGGACGAUUCGUUUCCGCCGGCGCCAAAGAGCCUGUACUACAAUCCGGCGGGCGGUGCGGCCGAGGGCAAUCCCGUGGUGCAGUGGCGGCGACCGCACGAGAUCAACUGCGAUGGAGGAGCGUAUCCGCCAUGGGCGGUAUUUCGCACCCCGCUUCCCUCGGACAUUUGCCAGGGAGUCUUGGGAAACUGCUGGCUACUCAGUGCCCUGGCUGUGCUGGCAGAGCGCGAGGAUUUGGUUAAAGAGGUGCUGGUCACGAAGGAGAUAUGCGGCCAGGGCGCAUACCAAGUGCGCCUCUGCAAAGAUGGCAAGUGGACGACGGUGCUGGUGGAUGACCUGCUGCCCUGCGACAAGCGUGGCCAUCUCGUCUACUCGCAGGCCAAGCGCAAGCAGCUUUGGGUCCCGCUGAUCGAGAAGGCGGUGGCCAAGAUUCACGGCUGCUAUGAAGCCCUAGUUUCUGGCCGGGCCAUCGAGGGCCUGGCCACGCUGACUGGAGCGCCCUGCGAGAGCAUACCGCUGCAGGCGAGCAGUCUGCCCAUGCCCAGCGAGGAUGAGCUGGACAAGGACCUGAUAUGGGCCCAGCUGCUAAGCUCGCGCUGCGUGCGCUUCCUCAUGGGUGCCAGCUGUGGCGGUGGCAACAUGAAAGUGGACGAGGAGGAGUACCAGCAGAAAGGGCUGCGUCCGCGGCACGCCUACUCGGUGCUCGACGUGAAGGACAUCCAAGGUCAUCGGCUGCUCAAACUCCGCAAUCCGUGGGGUCACUACUCGUGGCGUGGUGAUUGGUCUGACGACUCCACUUUGUGGACGGACGACCUACGGGAUGCUUUAAUGCCGCACGGCGCAAGCGAGGGCGUGUUCUGGAUCUCGUUCGAGGACGUGCUCAACUACUUCGACUGCAUCGACAUCUGCAAGGUGCGCUCCGGUUGGAACGAGGUGCGGCUGCAGGGCACUCUGCAGCCCCUAUGCUCCAUCUCCUGUGUGCUGCUCACCGUGCUAGAGCCGACGGAGGCGGAGUUCACGCUCUUCCAGGAGGGACAGCGCAACUCUGAGAAGUCACAGCGCUCGCAGCUGGACCUGUGCGUUGUGAUAUUCCGCACCCGCUCUCCAGCGGCGCCGGAAAUUGGUCGUUUGGUGGAGCACAGCAAGCGGCAGGUGCGCGGCUUUGUGGGCUGCCAUAAGAUGCUUGAGCGGGACAUUUAUCUGCUUGUGUGCCUAGCCUUUAACCACUGGCACACGGGCAUCGAGGAUCCGCACCAAUAUCCGCAAUGCAUCCUGGCGAUACACAGCUCCAAACGACUGCUGGUGGAGCAGAUUAGUCCCUCACCGCACCUUCUGGCCGAUGCCAUCAUCAGCCUGACCCUGACCAAGGGUCAGCGGCACGAGGGGCGCGAGGGCAUGACCGCCUACUACCUUACCAAGGGCUGGGCGGGUCUGGUUGUGAUGGUGGAAAACAGGCACGAGAACAAGUGGAUCCAUGUGAAGUGCGACUGCCAGGAAAGCUACAAUGUGGUGUCCACUCGGGGCGAACUCAAGACGGUGGACUCGGUGCCGCCGCUGCAGAGGCAAGUGAUCAUCGUGCUCACCCAACUGGAGGGCAGUGGCGGCUUCAGCAUCGCCCACCGGCUAACCCAUCGGUUGGCCAACUCGCGCGGCCUUCACGACUGGGGGCCACCCGGUGCCACCCAUUGCCCGCCCAUUGAGAAUGUGCAUGGAUUGCACGCCCCGCGGCUGAUCACCUAGAAUGGGAUUGCCACUUGGGAUCGGGAAUGGCGAAAGAUGGGGAGCGGGCCACACAUAUUCCUUUCGGUGUUCUCUCUCGAUGUUUCCUUGUGCGUAUCCUGAUUUGCAUGCGUCUCCGCUCAUUUCUACCCGUACUCUAGUCGAUGUUUUGUAAACGUAUCACAUCACAGCAAAAACCAAAAGCUAAAACCAACCAACAAACAAAUCAAACCAUAUAUAUGUGUAUAGAUCCGUGCAGAUAUGAUAUAUGUGUUUAUGUACUAAGGCGCAUUCGGAACAGCGGAGCAGAUCGGUUGGGAUACGGCGGGGACUGGAAACCGAAAUCCGGAGGCCCAGGACCUCGGCAUGAUUCCCUCGAGAUCAAAUGAUAUAUGUUUUGAUUUCAGCGCAGAUGAUUAUGGAUUAUAUAGAUAUGUAUUGUGAAUUUAAGUGCAUCCAAUAUUCAUAUGUGUAUUGUUUUAAAAAUAAAGACUACAAGUUAUAAAAGC
This is a messenger RNA of Drosophila rhopaloa, 5529 nucleotides long. RefSeq names its product calpain-D (gene sol). The transcript has 9 exons. Gene Ontology annotation, biological process: proteolysis. The record is from RefSeq and is a predicted model, not a curated record. Gene Ontology annotation, cellular component: cytoplasm. NCBI's taxonomy places the organism in Eukaryota, Metazoa, Arthropoda, Insecta, Diptera, Drosophilidae. Bases 284 to 5041 code for a protein of 1585 amino acids. Gene Ontology annotation, molecular function: calcium-dependent cysteine-type endopeptidase activity.